Pediculus humanus corporis (human body louse) is the source of this 1962-nucleotide messenger RNA. RefSeq names its product Caldesmon, putative. Gene Ontology annotation, molecular function: mRNA binding. The record is from RefSeq and is a predicted model, not a curated record. Lineage: Eukaryota; Metazoa; Arthropoda; Insecta; Psocodea; Pediculidae. The coding region runs from base 1 to 1962 and encodes 653 amino acids. Gene Ontology annotation, biological process: mRNA processing. The transcript is spliced from 12 exons. Gene Ontology annotation, cellular component: exon-exon junction complex.
AUGCAAUAUCGAUAUAUUUUUUUGUUGGAAGAAUUUCGAGCCGGUUUCGAUGAUAGUGUAGAAAGAAAUGAUGUUCAAGAAUCGACAGUAGAAAAUACUGAUAUAAAAAAAGAAAUUGAAAAUGGUGAUGGAGAAUCAUCAAUUGUCGAAAAUAAAACAACAACUGAAUCUGUUAAUCAAAAAUUAGAAAAUAUUGAUGAUGAUAAAAAAAACAAAGUUGAAAACGUUACUACUGUAAACGAUGGAAAUAAAGAAACUGAUGUUAAAAGUGAAGAUGAUAAAAAUGAUGUUGUAAUUGAAAGAAAUGAUUCGGGUGAUGAUAAGGAAAAUGAUAAAAAAGAUGAUGAUAAAGAACUCGUGCCAGAAUCAAAAGUUGAAAAACCUUUGGAUCACGAUCAAGAUAGGAGAAAUCCUCAGUACAUUCCCAAAGGUGGAGCCUUUUACGAACACGAUAAUCGUACAUCGUUGGAAGAUGUAGAAAACAAAGAUCCGCAAGAUGUUGAAAAAAAAAAGAAAGUAUGGAAAGAAUCGAAAGAAUCUGAAAGGUGGUUACACGAUUGGUACGAAGAAUCAGAACAAACUCCAAAAUCAAGAGCAGAAAUAAUUGAAACUUAUGGUUACGAUAUAAGAAAAGAAGAAGCACCGCCGAGAGCAAGAAGGAGAAGAAAAUACGGACGAGGACCUGAUAAAUACGAUAGAAAUUGGGAAGAUGAACAAGCUUAUAUGGUUAAACAAAAUGCUCAGGGAAGAAGAGGGAAAAAGAAAUCUUUUGGAAAGGAUGAAUUUCCUCCGCUUCCAUCGAAUCAUAAAAAAGAUUCGAGCGUUGAAAAAACUUCACCGAAAUCACCGUCGAGGAAAAAAGGAGAGGAAGACAACAGCGUACAGAAGAAAAAUCACAAAAUAAUAAUUAAUCACGAGAAACCGACGAGUGGUCCAUCUAACACGACGAUACGAGAUGAUUAUGCUCCCAAUCGAAACGGCACGCAAAUAAUAAAUUCAACGAGAAAAUUCCCGAUACAAAAUAAUAAAAAAAUGAAUCACAAAGAGGAUCACAUCAAACCUUUCAGGCAAUUCGAUAAAACGAAAGGAAAAAUGAAUAAUAAUUUCAGGAGAGAACCGAUAAAAACAACAAGAACGAAAAUAAUAAAUCAGGAAGAAUCUCACGGAGUAGUCAAAAACAUGGAAUCGAAUAAAAAUUAUUCCGGGGAUACGGAUGUGGGUCAUUUGUCGGAAAAUUUCGGUCAAAUGACUUUUCACAAUAAUAAACAUUCGACGGGGAUGAGAGAUAAUCGACAAGACUCGACAAAUGAAAUAACCGAACAAGAACUCGACAGUUCGGCAAACAGACUGAAUCCGAAACGUUAUUCGAAGAAUAGAAAAGGUUUUACGGGUUUUUUCCCUCCCGAAGAAAUUGUCGAAAUCGAUCCGUUAGAAAUAAAACAAAUGCAACAGCAACAAGAUCAACAACCUAAAAAUCAACACAUGAGUUUACAACAGCAACCUUUGAAUAUUCAAAGCGUUAUCAGGAGGUAUCCGGGAGCUUACAACGGUAAUCCGGGUUACUUGACAUCGAGACCGAUAAUAACGGGAAUACCGCAGCAGGGUAUGAGUCCUCAAGGUUUGCAACAGGCAUUGAGUCCUCAAGGAAUUCCACAGCAAGCUCUAAGUCCACAGGUUCCCGGUUUGCAAGCCAUCGAACUUCAACAGGGUCCGAUGCCUCCUCAACCCAAUUUCGUUCCUCCGAUGUACAUCGACAUUGAUCCCCACACUUACGGAGCCUCGGAAUUGAUGGGACCCUAUACCGGAUACGCUCCUUAUUCAGCGAAUCAACCGGGUGAAAUGUAUCAAACAUCAGGUGGGAUAACAUAUUAUCAUACGGAAUGUCAAAAUUCAAAUCCUUUGAGAGCACCGCCGGCGAGAAGGCAAAAAUCAGCGAUACCAAUAAUACCGCCACCGGAAUAA